ACAACUUCAGCCCCUCAUAUCAGCAUGAAGUCAGAUGCUGAGAUUCAUUUACUCAAAGUCUUGAAAGAGCGAGGUAUACCGCUGAUUGAAGAUGAUGUAUCGUGGGCAUUUGAAUCCGCUCAAACGAGAGACAAAGUUAUUGCAUGGGUUGACGAAUAUCUCGACAGAAGCACCUUGUUGACAGCAGAAGAGCUCGAUCUAUUUCGUAAAAUCCCCAAGAAGAGUGUCUCAAUCAACAGCGCAUCGCUUUCAAAGCUUCCAGCUCUCUCAGAUGAUGAAAUUAGUGAAGCCUUGAAAUCAUUGCAGAGUUCCACUACCGCCAUCGAAGAGCAAUGCAGAGUUCUAGAGUCGCAGCGCGAUGCGUUGAACUCUAUCAGGGCUGAGUCACGGGCAAGCGCGACGUCUGCACGAUCUCGCGCGGAUCGAUCCCGACGUCGAGGUGAUGAAAAAUCACAGCUGAACAUAGAUGUCGAAGAUCUUGUGUCUACAGCUAGCUCUCGGCUAUCCACAGCUCAACGUGAUGUUGAAAAUGUUGUUCAUCCCUUACUGAGCUCUGCCACAGAGCAGUUGAACUCCGACGAUCGUACCAUGGCUCGUCUAUCCAAAGUCAUACAGAUCCUCGAAACCAAUUCAAAUGAGAGGCAGGAUUUGGCUCAGAUAGAUCGAUGGUGCCAGUCACUAGCUAGACUUCGAGAGGCUGAAGUAAAAGCUCGUAUUGAUGUGACCUUCACUUCAAAUGCUGCAAAGCCCAAGCGCACCGAGAGCCUCAACGUAAGCCAGGAAGAAGCUUUGUCUGAGCAAAGAGCUCUCCAAGAUGAGCUAAAGACUCUACGAUCUGAGGUUGCCUCUGUUGCUGAAAUGGUGGUCAACUAUGAGAUUCAGGAGCCCAUUGUCAAACAUAGCCAGAGCCUGGUAACCUCCAAAAUCGACACUCAACAGUCGUGGUUACAAUAUAUCUCGUCUUCUCUGGAGUUCAUGUGCAACCGCCUGGAGCAAAGUAGUCUCCAUAUGAAUCACCUCAUGGCUUACAACAAGGCUGUCGCUCAUUUUGAAAAGACGUUGGCACUAGAGAAACCAGUCCCAGAGCAACCCAUCACCAAAUCACAUCGGCGGUCUUCGAGUUUCCCAUUAACCCCCAAUUUCCUACCCAAACAGGCGGCACAAGUACCAAAUGCAAUCGCAAGGAUGCUUCAGAACCUCGACAUCUCUCUCACUGUAGGACAUGGAGUUGACGUAAGGACUGCAAUGUCUCAAGCUACCAGUGAGCGACAGGAUCGGUUGGAGGACUACCAUGAAUCAGUACAAUCAAAUCUCGCACAGAUCAUAGGUGAGACCAUGGACUCUGCGAACGGGGAGAUGACAAGGCUUUUAGCAUCUGCAUACAGCAACAGUAGAUACAAGACUGUUCACUUGGAGAAUCCUGUCCAAAAUGCUAGGCUACAGAAGCUUGAGCGAGGUAUGGGUGAGAUUGGACAGGAGAUGACUGGAGUCGAAACGAUGUUAUCUUCACUCGAUGAAGACCAUGCAGAACAUCUGAUCAGCUUGAUCCAUAAGCAUCUUGGCCUGGACUCUGAUCCAUAGAGCACAUUUUCCACGCAAGCUGUUCACAGCGUAUAAAAAGGUGAUAGAAUUCUAUAAUCAUAACGUAUGUAUCGGAGAACAUUAAAUCAAUCCACUAGAAAAGCCGUUGUUCACGUUGAGACGCAGCGACAAGGUGUUAGAAAUUGUUUGGUG
Messenger RNA from Pseudovirgaria hyperparasitica, 1734 nucleotides. RefSeq lists its product as uncharacterized. The transcript is spliced from 4 exons. Lineage: Eukaryota; Fungi; Ascomycota; Dothideomycetes; Acrospermales; Acrospermaceae. The record is from RefSeq and is a predicted model, not a curated record. The coding region runs from base 25 to 1581 and encodes 518 amino acids.